CACAGAACUGAAAAAAAUUGUAACCGCCAAGCGGAAGCGUCUUGGACUCUCUGGAAGGUGCUUUUCGUGCGAACCAAGAAGCCAAAUCGAUUCGAGAGAGGAGGCCGUUGCGCUCGAAGAUCAACCAAUCCAACGCAGCUCGAAGCUCAAGAAUGGUGAUUGGAAAUCGAAGGCCGCGAUCGAACGGAAUGCUGCCGCUGCUGGCACUUCACGCCGUCAGCGAGUAUUACAGGCUCGACCGGAAACCGCGCGUCACCGCCGGACUCAUCGCCGCCAACGCUCUCGUCUACUUGCGUCCAGCUUUUCUCGACCAUAUUCUUCCAUCUAUUCAAGAAGUCGGGUUCAAUCCUCAUGUCAUCCUCAAGUAUGGGGACUUGAAGCGGUUCUUCUUGUCGCCGUUCUACCACGCUGGAGAGUCUCACUUGGUUUACAACAUGCUCUCCCUGUUAUGGAAGGGGAUUCAGUUAGAAUCUUCAAUGGAUAGUGCUGAAUUUGCAUCCAUGGUUGCUGUCCUGCUGGGUAUGUCCCAAGGAAUGUCUCUGCUGAUUUCCAAGUCCCUACUCAUGUUCUUCGACUACGACCAUUCUUACUACUAUGAAUACUCUAUUGGGUUUUCUGGGGUUCUCUUUGCCAUGAAGGUUGUGCUCAAUUCACAGACUGAGAACAGUUAUGUGUAUGGAAUUCCAAUACCGUCUCAUUAUGCUGCCUGGGCAGAAUUAGCUCUUGCCCAAAUGCUGGUACCUGGUGUCUCUUUCAUUGGCCAUUUGGGUGGAAUACUUGCCGGUCUUGUCUAUAUCCGGCUGAGGGGUUCAUAUAAUGGUUCUGACCCGCUUACUGCUAUCUUCAGAGGUGUUUUUGGUGUGCUGAAAUGGCCUGUGAGGUUUUUACAGCGCAUGUUUCCGCGGAGGCAAAUAUCCGGGAGAGGACGUGUUGGUGGGGGUCAGAGAGGAAUGUCUGUAACUGGUUUCUGGAGGUGCCAUGCUUGUACGUAUGAGAAUUCUGCUUGGCUAGAUGUAUGUGAAAUGUGUUCGACAAAUAGGAGAGGGGAUGGCUAUGGCAAUGGCAGUGGCAGUGGCAUUUCACCUCGAUCACCACAUUAUUCCGGUGACCUUACUUUGGAAGAGUUACGACGGCGGAGGUUGGAAAGAUUUGGUAGAUGGUAGGGUCCUAACUCAUGAGGCUUGUUACAGAUGCCAGGUGGUGUUGGCAAUGCAGGACAUGUAAAUUUAAAUACCCCUUCUUCCCCUCUUCCCCUCUUCCCAUUUCAUUUGAAUGUUUCUAUCUGUCAUCAUUGCUCGCACCUGAUCUUAUGCUGUUCUGUCGAUCCAUUUGAUUAAAACUUUGAAUGUGUUGUCUUGAGCAAUCUGAUAUUUGAGAAUUCUAUGGUCGUAGGAUGGCAUGCUUUUA
Molecule: messenger RNA, 1407 nt
Organism: Pyrus x bretschneideri (Chinese white pear)
Lineage: Eukaryota; Viridiplantae; Streptophyta; Magnoliopsida; Rosales; Rosaceae
Product: rhomboid-like protein 14, mitochondrial
Exons: 2
Coding region: 153-1163 (336 amino acids)
Cellular component (GO): membrane
Molecular function (GO): serine-type endopeptidase activity
Source: RefSeq, a predicted model, not a curated record